CGUGGCCUCGAGAGAGGUGGGCGGGGCUUCUCCCCACCCCGGCGCCGGAAGCUUCGGCAUCUCCCCGGGGGAGUCGGGCUUGAAGGGCCGCUGAGGAAGAGGGGGGCAGCGGCUCCCUUCUCUUUCCCUCCCUCUCUUCCCUUCCCUCUCUCGCCCUCUCACCGUCGCCCUCCGAAGCCGUUUCCGCCAUGGCCGACUCUGGGCUCCCGGCUGCCGGGCGGCCGCUUACCGACGACGAAAUGGCGGAGGUGAAGAAGGAAGUUUUGGAACGAUUGCGCCGCUAUCUGUGUGACAAAAUUAUUGCAGAAAGACACUUUGAUUAUCUACGUUCAAAAAAAAUACUCAGCAGAGAGGACACUGAAGAAAUCUCUUGUCGAUCUUCAAGUAGGAAGAAAGCUGGGAAGCUGCUGGAUUACUUAGCAGAACAUCCCAAAGGACUGGAUGCACUAAUAGAAUCUAUUAGAUGGGAAAAAACACAGACCUUCCUGUUAGAAAAGAUAACUGAUGCUGUCUUGAAGGCAAAAAAUGAAAAACUGGAAAGCCUCAAAGGCUUGAACUGUAGCAACUGCAUGGCUUCAGGGUAUGACCAAUCGAACAAUCUCUCCAGAUCACAGUCAAAUGAAUCUAAUCUCUUUGAGAAACAAAAAGACAGAGAAACCACCUACCUUCAUCCGGAAGAGUUUAGUACAUCUGCUUUUGUAUCCGCCGCUUCUCUUCAUUCAAUGAAUUUGCCGAUUACUGAGGUUGGAAGUACGGAAAACUCUGUUUUCUCAGCCACGCUUCCUGGCCCUGGAGAUUCUGGAGCCCCACCUCUUCCGCCGCAAUUGCAAAAUGAACAAGAGGAAACAUGUACGACUUCGAGUGACAGUCCUUUCCUGCCUUUAAGAUCCCGCUCUCUUCUUCCGUAGCGAUAUUUUUCCUUGAGUACUAUCAUGCUGGAUACCUUGAACAGUUUUGGGUGGUGGGAAAAAAAGUGUCUAACUGUAAAGUCACAAUAGAUCAAGAAAUAGCUUGACAGCUCACUGCAUCUUAUAAGUUUUUUAUUAAAAAAAAUUGAACAGUUUCCCCAUUAAUUCAUAUUUUAAAUGUUCGUUUGUAUGCUUUUAUUGAUUUUUUUUGCAGUGUAAAAGCUUUUAAAUGGUAUUUUCUAUUCAAAAACAAUAUAGGCAAAAUGAUGCUCAGUUGAACAUUUUAAGGAGGUUUUUCCUACUGUUUUCUAUAUGCACUGUCUGCAUAAAAUUCACACCGAGAAAGCAUAAUUUGAUCCUCUUCUGCAUCGUAAGAACAAUUUAAUCUGGUGAUUUUUUGGGCUUGCUGAUUACUGAGAACUUCCUAGUUUUCUCCCAACUUACAUCAAUUCGUGCUGAUGAAGUGUCAUGAGGAGGGAAGUUUGCACCAAGGAAAGUUUUGAUAUGAACAUAGUAGUCAUGAAUGAGGGUGGUGAGUCUUACAUCUCACUGGUGUUGGCAUUACAUUGGUAAGUUCUGCUUGGUUACUAUUGACAGGAAGUAAAGAAGCCUCGGAACAUAGGGAGACGUAUUCUUUGAUUUGCAACCCAAGUAUACGAUUGUUUUGUAAUGUAUCAUGGGGCGCCUGCCUUAUCCAGUUUUUGUGUGACAUGAACAAAUUCCUGGCUGUAGGGUUAAGUGCCUUCUUUUGGAGUAAGACAUGAUCUUCUGAGUAAUACUCUAUUGUCACUGAUCUUCAAAAGCAAUUAAGUGUGUACUUCACAAAUCAAAUUCAUUUUUAUUCACUAUCAAAACAUUUAACUUUCUAGGCAUUUUACUUCGUUUUAGUACAUAUGCCUUGGGCUCCUUUACAAUACUGAAUAUAUAUAUAAAAUUAACAGCUUAAUUACUCUCGCAAAGUGAAACAGGUUGCCGCAAAUAUGAAUUCCCUGCAAGCCACUAAAGGGAUUUAUUGUUGCUAACUAACAGGGAAAAGAUGCAGCAAAAGAAAGAUGGCAGUAAAGAGGGGCCUUACUUUCCUGUGAACUUACAGGAUUUGCCAUUUUUUAUUAACUUUUUUCUAAACCUCUUUUCUACUCUUAAUACUAUUUUUUUCUAAACCUCUUUUCUGUUCUAAUACCAUUGUUGCUUAGCUUUACUAAAGAUGUGUACUUCUCAACAUUUGCGAACGUACAAGGAAGCGAACAGGAUAUUCUUUUAAAUUCCAGAUGUAUACACUUUUAAAAGUAUUUGCGCUCUGGGCAUUAUCAGGGAUGUAGUGUGUUUUUUGCUGUCUUCUGUGCUAACUGUAUGUCUACUCUAAACCUCAGGGAAGCAGUGCCUUUUCUAUAUCCGGUCAAAAAAAAGUCUCAGAAAUACCAACGUAUUGUGAAAUGUGCCUGCAUUUUUCUUUCACAAGCCCUUGGAUUAAAACGUGCAAUAAAUUACACUAAUUUACA
Molecule: messenger RNA, 2407 nt
Organism: Podarcis raffonei (Aeolian wall lizard)
Lineage: Eukaryota; Metazoa; Chordata; Lepidosauria; Squamata; Lacertidae
Gene: BCL10
Product: BCL10 immune signaling adaptor
Exons: 3
Coding region: 189-908 (239 amino acids)
Biological process (GO): adaptive immune response; canonical NF-kappaB signal transduction; apoptotic process
Cellular component (GO): CBM complex; cytosol
Molecular function (GO): NF-kappaB binding; protein kinase B binding; kinase activator activity
Source: RefSeq, a predicted model, not a curated record